Apiotrichum porosum is the source of this 789-nucleotide messenger RNA. RefSeq lists its product as uncharacterized. Bases 1 to 789 code for a protein of 262 amino acids. The record is from RefSeq and is a predicted model, not a curated record. Lineage: Eukaryota; Fungi; Basidiomycota; Tremellomycetes; Trichosporonales; Trichosporonaceae. The transcript has 4 exons.
AUGGGACCCAAGGCCACACCCAGCUGUGGACUGUGCUCCCAGCCAUCCAAGUACCGCUGCUCGGCGUGCCCUGUGCGAUACUGCUCUGUCGCGUGCUACAAGAAACACAAGGAGACGUGUGUGGCAACUACAGCAGCAGCCACGGCCUCCGCGCCCUCCCUCGAGCCCGCGUCGGCCCCAGCAACAAGCGAGCAGGCAGCAGCACCACCGUUCGACGCCCCCAAGGCGGACCCACUGGCUCCCGCCGUCGACGCACCACCACCGCCGCUCCGCGCCCUCGCCGGCCUGCGCUGGCCGCCCGAGCCCGACGCCUCGGUGUUCCAGGACCCGCUGAAGCGCGACGACCCAAAACCGCUCCGCCACGCCGAGCUGGAACGCAUCGCCACAUCGGCCCCGCUGCGCGAACUCCUCACACACCCGGCACUCACCAAAGUCCUCGCGGCACUAGACGCGCUCCCGACCCCGAACGCGCGGCACGCGUCCCUCGCGCGCCUGCUCGGCGUGGAUGGGACGAGUCUCGCCAAGCCCGCCGCGGCCGCGCUGCUGCAUCGGUCCGGGUCGCCGCCGCCGCUGCAAGAUCUGCUCGGCGGCGGCGGGGCGCAGAGCACCGCUGCGGACGACUGGGGCAGCGACGGGUGGUGGCUUGGCCGGGACGACGCGCGCGUCUGGAUCGGGCCCGAGGAACGCCGGCUCAUGCGGCUGUGGGCGGGCGUCGUGGUCCAGGCCGUCGACGAUGAUGGCGACGGCGCGUGGGGUGCCGCCGACGGUGACCUGGAGUGGGAAGUGUAG